ACCAAAGCGAAGAGUAGAUAAAGGUUUCUUGUAAAUCUUGGCUUUGCUCCAUAUCGUAUAGCGCGUUUGAACUGCAGAAGGCUUGCUUUUUUAUGUAGAAAAUAGCAAAAGUGAACAGUGCGAAAUAGCACACAACCACUCGUAAUGACGCCAUCACUUCAUCUCUUUUCAUAUGCCUAUCUAAACUGAUGUAAUAACUUUUGGUAGGUGCAAAAAUAUAUAUAAGCUUCCCAAAGUAUUUAUUCAGAGUAUCAUGGUUUGCUUUUGAUAAACUGCCUGAUAAGGUGAAUGGAACAAGACUCAUGAUACAAGUGAAUAAUAUGAUUAGAAACAUCAUAUAUUUGAACUGGAGAGAAAGAUAUGAAGACAUGAUUGAUCAUCGCAGUUGUACACACAACUUAAGCAGUUGUGAAAUUAAAGCAUGAAAAAAUUCAGGUUUAAAUGUGAUUCAAACCCAUGCCCUCUGUGAUACUGGUGAAGUGCUCUACCAACUGAGCCAACUAGCCAACUGGGAGCUGGUCACGUUGUGAGUUCAUAAUACACCUGUAGAUGAUGAUGAAUGCAAGUGAAUAUAUGCUAUGUCAUAUGUUUGAACUGUGAAGAAAGAUAUGAAGACAUGAUUGAUCAUUGUAGUUAUGCAUACAACUUAAGUAGUUGUGAAAUUAAAGCCCGAAAAGAAUUCAGGCUAGAACGGGAUUCGAACCCAUGACCUCUGCAAUACCAGUGUGAUACCGAUAUCUGAUAAAUAUAAAAGAAUCAACCAAAAAUAUUUUUUGGUAAUGCCCAGUUUUAUUGGGAAAACAAAGUUUAGACAGAAUGUGUUAUUAACCAACAGUGCAUUAUAAUUGUGUUCUUUUUCAUGAUUAACAGAUGGGUGCAUAUCAUACAAUAGACCUGGAAUUGAAUAGGAAAUUUACUUUGAUCAAAGAAUAUUGGGAUAUUAUAGCUCUUGAAAGAGUGGACAUGGCUUGUGAUCCAGCACAGCAUGCAGAUCUUGGAGCCAUCUUACUUCAUGAAGGCCUAUGUCACAUCUUUUUAGUCACUUCAAGUAUGACAAUUGUUAGAGCUAAAAUUGAUAUGAAUAUUCCAAGGAAAAGAAAAGGAUUCUGUAGUCAACAUGAUAAGGGGUUGCUUAGGUUUUAUGAUGCCAUAAUCCAGGGCAUUCUCCGGCAUUUUAAUUUUGAGGUCCUCAAGUGCAUUCUUGUUGCUAGUCCUGGUUUUGUAAAGGAUCAAUUUUGUGACUACAUGUUCCAGCAAGCUGUAAAGAAUGACUGGAAGUCGAUCCCAGAGAACAAAUCAAAAUUUCUUUUGGCUCAUUCUUCUUCAGGCCACAAACAUUCCCUGAAAGAAGUUCUUGCCAACCCAGCUGUUACUGCAAAGCUUGCAGACACAAAGGCGGCUGCUGAAGUUAAAGCAUUGGAUAAUUUUUUCACAAUGCUGCAAACAGAGCCUGAGAGAGCUUAUUAUGGUGCAUUGUGUAAUCAUCUAAUAUUACUGUUGUGUUGGAGUCAGUGUUGUUGUACCUUUAGUAUGGCACAUAUCGAGAGGGCAAAUGAAGCAAUGGCUGUUGAAACUCUUCUUGUGACAGAUGAACUUUUCAGGUCAACAGAUUUGCCAACUCGUAAGAGAUAUGUCAAACUUGUUGAAAAUGUCAAAGAUAAUGGUGGUGAUGUCAGGGUGUUUUCAAGCCUGCAUGUUUCUGGGGAACAGCUUGGUCAGUUAUCUGGUGUUGCAGCUAUCUUGCGCUUUCCCAUGCCAGAUAUUGCCGAUGGUGAUGAUGAAAGCUCAUCCGAAGAGGAUUAGGAAACAAAGAAAGAUCAGUUAUAUAUUAAUAACUGGAUCGCUCAAGGAAGAUUGAAAACCAGAAAAUGGAACGACCUUUAAAGACUAUUAAACUAUUGUACAAUAACAGAUUUCGCUGUUUAAUGCAGGCUUAAAAUUGCAAAGAGAUAUGUUCUAAGCCACAAAUAGCAAUGACAUGUCCCUGAAACAUGAAUAUUGACUUGAAAACACAGAUGUUUGGAUACAUGUGGAUGAUCGUGGUUACAAGCCUGUGCUAACUACUUUGUAAGGGUUUUGGGUGCAGGGUGGGGUGGGUGGGGUGCAGAGGCUUAUAUCUGGGUGAACCUAUGGGCAGUUCAGAAAUGUUUCAGAAUGAAAUUUGCUGAAUUGACAAUUUCAUUUAUUUGUAAAGCUCUGUCAAAGUUCUCAAGAAAAUUUGCAGGCUAAUUUAUGAAGAAGUUAAAAACUUGAUUGACGAUGUAUGAUUUGUAGAUUGUUAAUCCUCAAGCAUUCCAAGAACAUUAUGUGUCACCUUAAAAGGCGUCAGUGGCACGACAAUAAAUAUAUUUUCAGUCUUCUUCU
This is a messenger RNA of Orbicella faveolata, 2364 nucleotides long. Its product is annotated as protein pelota homolog. Gene Ontology annotation, cellular component: cytoplasm. NCBI's taxonomy places the organism in Eukaryota, Metazoa, Cnidaria, Anthozoa, Scleractinia, Merulinidae. The record is from RefSeq and is a predicted model, not a curated record. Gene Ontology annotation, biological process: nuclear-transcribed mRNA catabolic process, non-stop decay; nuclear-transcribed mRNA catabolic process, no-go decay; ribosome disassembly.